AUGCCAUGCUCCUGCCACAAACCCUGCAGAAUGAAACACACCGAAGAUUCUGAAGAGCAAACAGAGUUGAUUAAAGAAACCAAGGAGAAUGAAGAACUGAGUGAAGUUGAGGAGAAACCUGGAGAAAAACCUUUGAGUUGCUCUCAAACCAAACAGAAGGAUUUAAAGAAAAGAAGAGCCAAGAAAUGUUUCACCUGCACUCAGUGUGGAAAGAGUUUGUCAAGCAAAUAUCAUCUUGAUGUUCACAUGAGAGUUCAUACUGGAGAGAAACCAUACACAUGUGAUCAGUGCGGAAAGAGCUUCAUUCAAUCAUCAAGCCUUAAGGAUCACAUGAAAAUCCACACUGGAGAAAAUCUAUACAAGUGUUCACACUGUGACAAGAUAUUCAGUCGAUCAGCACACCUGAAAAUGCACGAGAGGAUCCACACUGGAGAGAAACCGUUCACAUGUGAUCAGUGCGGGAAGAGUUUCACACAAUUAUCAAGCCUUAAGAAACACAUCAAUAUCCACACUGGAGAGAAACCGUACAAGUGUUCACGUUGUGACAAGAGAUUCACUCAGUCAGGAAUCCUGAAAACACAUGAAAGGAUCCACAGCAGAGAGAAACCGUUCACUUGUGAUCAGUGCGGGAAGAGUUUCAGACAAUCAUCAAGCCUUAAGAAACACAUGAGAGUUCAUACUGGAGAGAAACCAUACACAUGUGAUCAGUGCGGAAAGAGCUUCAUUCAAUCAUCAAGCCUUAAGGAUCACAUGAAAAUCCACACUGGAGAAAAUCUAUACAAGUGUUCACACUGUGACAAGAUAUUCAGUCGAUCAGCACACCUGAAAAUGCACGAGAGGAUCCACACUGGAGAGAAACCGUUCACAUGUGAUCAGUGCGGGAAGAGUUUCACACAAUUAUCAAGCCUUAAGAAACACAUGAACAUCCACACUGGAGAGAAACUGUACACUUGUGAUCAGUGCGGCAAAACAUUUUUGAGGGCUUCAGACCUGAAGAAACACCUGAGAGUUCAUACAAAGGGG
Molecule: messenger RNA, 1023 nt
Organism: Sinocyclocheilus anshuiensis
Lineage: Eukaryota; Metazoa; Chordata; Actinopteri; Cypriniformes; Cyprinidae
Product: zinc finger protein 501-like
Exons: 5
Biological process (GO): regulation of gene expression
Cellular component (GO): nucleus
Source: RefSeq, a predicted model, not a curated record